Messenger RNA from Cylindrotheca closterium, 333 nucleotides. The record is from the annotation of a GenBank genome assembly. NCBI's taxonomy places the organism in Eukaryota, Bacillariophyta, Bacillariophyceae, Bacillariales, Bacillariaceae.
AUGGCCAAGUUUUCCUUCCUUCUUUCUCUUUUUAUCACUGCCGUCUUGGCAUUCAAUGUCCAAGCCUUUGCUCCUCAGCAAGUCAAUGCCGGUCGUCUCUCCAACACCGAAUUGAACGUCAACAUUAAGGUUUCUGUUGGUGAUGGCGAGCCCAUUGAAUCUGCCCUUCGUCGAUUCAAGCGUGAAGUCAACAAGUCUGGACACUUGAUGGAACUUCGUCACAGACGCACCUUUGAGAACUCUCAAGAAAAGGCGAAGCGCAAGGUCAAGGAGGGCCGAAUGCGCAUCAAGUUUGAACGCAUGCAACGAAAGAGAAUGGCCAACCGAACCUAA